This is a messenger RNA of Symbiodinium sp. CCMP2592, 5121 nucleotides long. Lineage: Eukaryota; Dinophyceae; Suessiales; Symbiodiniaceae. The record is from the annotation of a GenBank genome assembly.
AUGCAGGCACCCUUGCGCAUCCCCCUGUCUUUGUGCCGCGCACUCCCUAUUGCCUGCGACCACACGACUCCGACAAGCUGCGACCUGUGGAGUCAGCUCGACUUUGCACUCGAGCCAUGCCCGUGGACUCCAGCCAGCCUUCCGGACAUGCUACCUUUCCACGACGACGACCAGCCCCUUCUGGGGGCACAUCGCUUGCCCUUCUCAUGCGGGCAGUUGAGGCAGUUUCUUCUACCUCAAUGCAGCCUUGGGGACGGCUGGGAUAUUCUCCUCGCUAUCAGUCAAAAGGAUUUGGAGCAGUGCCGCGCACUCCAGCUGCGCUCCUGUGAUUUCCUGUCAACCGACACGCACUGUUUUACGGAUGGCUCCUUUGAUGCCGGGGUGCCAAACCCUGAGAGCACUUGCACAUGGGCAUGUGUCUUCAUCUCGCCCCACUCCGGACGAUGUGUCGCUGUCUCGGGCCUUGUGCCUACUUGGGCCUUCCCCGUCGACAAGCCCUCUGCUUUCAUCGCCGAAUGUUACGCCCUCCUUAUUGCCGCCUGGCUGAGUGUCACUCGGUUCCAUCACUCCCAGAUUGUGCUUAGAUCCGACUGCACCUCGGCCAUCGGUGUAUUUCAGGGCAUUUUUGCAGGAGCCCCUGAUGGGGUUGCGGCUGUGCUGCGCAGUCUUGGCUUGUUUUGUCGCGAAUUUUCGCACUUCUGUCCAAGGGUUGCCCAUAUUAGAGGCCACCAGGGGUGUCUUGGCAACGAACUUGCUGACUGCCUUGCCCGAGCAGCGGCCAAAGGACGUCCAUGCGGGCGGUUGGAAUGGUCACCUGACAACUCCCAGCCUUGGUGGCACCAGGGAGGUUCCCCACUGGGUUGGGCAUCUGUUGCCAUCGCACGCUUUGCGCGCAAUGUCUCAUACCCGUCCCCUUGUGCUGAGGGCCUGCAGCCCUGCCGCGAUACUCUCGGCCUUGAACCUCUGCAGCUUGUCGCUCCUUUUCUGCCCACCCCAGCCCCUCCAGGUACGAGUGACGGUCAGAGCAGCUGGGGCCACUUCUCGUUGCGAGUCUGCUCUUUCAACGUGCUCUCCCUUAACAGCCAGUCGCUAGAGGGUCCCGCCGCUGAGGGACUUGCCUUCCAGCCGGCAAGACCCACCCUCCUUGCCAACAGUCUCCGCGACGCUGGCAUCCACAUUGCAAUGCUGCAGGAGACGCGAACAGAAGAGGGCGUCCUGCAUUCACAGGGCUACCUCCGCUUCGCCUCUGGAGGCACUCGGGGCACCCUCGGUGUCGAGGUGUGGAUCUUGGAAGGCCACCAGCUUUUCUCUUCCAACCAUGGCCCCGGCCGUGUGCGCCUAACCAGAGAGGCAUGUGUUGUCGCGCACCGCGACCCGCGCCGCCUGCUGCUCCUUUUCAAGCAGGACGGCUUCAGUUUGUUGAUUGUUUCAGCGCACGCCCCGCACCGUGCAUGCGAAGUCAGUGCCAUCGAUGAAUGGUGGAAGGAAACCCAUCGCCUCUGUGUCAGGCAUGCGCAGUCAUCCCCGAUCUUGUUCGGUGGAGACAUGAAUGCUUCUGUUGGUUCCGUGCCCACCGCUGCCAUCGGCGAUCAUGACCCGGACCAACAGGACGAGUCAGGCGCCAUGCUGGCGUCAUUUCUUGCUGCGCAACAGCUUUGGCUGCCGUGUACCUUUUCCUUUUGCCAUAGUGGUCCGUCCGGCACAUAUAUGCAGAAAAGGAAUGGGGCUAUGUCGAGAAUAGACUUUAUUGCCUGUCCCGAUGCCUGGAAAAGUGGGAACAUCAGCACGUGGACCGAUUCCACUCUCCAUGCUGGGCAGACUUCCAUCGACCAUGUUGCCACAUGCUGUCAGCUCGACCUUCCCCUCAACCUUUCUGGCAAACCCGGGCACCGCAGCAAACGUCGAUUCGAUGGACGGGCUAUGCUCACGCCCAAGGGGCGGGAGGCCGUGGAAGGCAUUUUGCAGCAUGCCCCGCAGAUUCCAUGGUCUGCCAAUCCGCAUGCACAUGCCGCGACUCUUGUGAGUUAUCUUCAAGAUGCUCUAGCUACUGCAUUCCCUCUUCAGCCAGGCAGACGGCACAGGCCUUACCUCUCUGACUCCACCUGGGCCCUGCACAGUGAGGUCGCCAGGCUAAGGAAGUCUUGUACGCGCAUCAAAUGCGCUCUGAACUUUCAUUUCCUCGCUGCCGCCUUCCAGGCAUGGGCUGGCGCUGACGGGCGCAUCCUCAUGCGUAUGCUCGACUCCGCCUGGACUCGGGAGGCUCAUCGAGCGGGGGCCCAGCAGAGCCAUCAUCUUGGAGAAGCAUCGCGCAGACUCAAGGCAGCCUGCAAGCAAGACCGGGCCACAUACUUCAGCGAGCUCGCGGACGAGGUCCAGCGAGACGCACCCCACGCCAGUAAGGCAGUCCAUCGUCUGAUGGGCCUCCGACGCCGUAAGCCUUUCCGCCCAGAAGUCUUACCCAUGCUCCAGAAGGCCGACGGGAGUCUUUGCCGAACUCCCGAUGAGGUCGUCCACCGAUGGCGUGAACACUUCCGAGACCAGGAAGAUGGUUUCGAAGCCUCGCCACACGAGCUCGCCGUUCUACCUGUAGCGGAGGCUGGCCCUGUUGGCCCCCCGCUUCUCAGCGACAUGCCCUCGCCUGAUGUUCUGCUGCAGGUCAUUGCCUCCUCGCAAAAAGGUAAGGCGGCCGGGCCCGAUGGCCUUCCGGCUGAGGUUGGCCAUGCCUCCCCUCAAGCCCUGGUGCGGCUGCUUAUGCCUCUCCUUGUCAAGAUAGGCUUUACUUGCGAAGAGCCUAUAGGUUUCAAAGGUGGGACCCUUAGCCGGCUCUACAAGGGUAAGGGCGACACUUCUCAGUGCGCCAGCUACCGAGCCAUUAUGCUCCUCCCGACUUUGGCUAAGUUCCUUCACAAAGCUUUCCGCCCUGGUCUCUAUGAGGUCUUCAGGAGCAAUGCUGCACCGGCACAGCUAGGCGGACUCAAGGCGACAUCCGUCGUUUUGGGCUCCCACCUCACCCGCGCCUUUACCAGGUUCUGUGCUUGUGCCGGCAAGACUAGCAUUGUUCUCUUCACCGACGUUGCAUCUGCUUAUUAUUCUGCUGUCAGAGCCCUCACUGCCCGUAAGACUCCAGAUCCUGUCGGGAGCCCACCCUCUUGCCCCGACCGCGAUCAUCUUGCGGAAGCCCUCCGGCAGCCCUCUGCCAUGGCACAGGCUCAGGCCCCUCCUUGGGUCGAAGCUCUCACGGCCGAACUGAACAGCAACACCUGGAUGUGUCUAGCAGGUGACCACCAGCCGAUCGUAACUCGUCAGGGCUCGCGUCCUGGCUCGAGCUUUGCAGACUUGUUUUUCGGUGUCACCAUCCCGCGCAUGCUGCGGUGGCGAGACGACGCGCGCUCCUGCCCAGCAGCGUCACAUCCGCACAUUGAACACACGCCUGAGAUAUGGUGGGACGGCCUGUGUGACUUCUCCCCGCCAUCUGCCGAUCCCUCUGCGUGGCGGGUCUCCACCAGGCUCAGCGAUGUGAUCUGGGCUGACGACCUUGCCAAGUGCAUCAUCGCUCCCGAGGCGAACAAUGCGGCUUUCGCCGCCGCCUUCGAGUGCGGACUCCUUGCCGAUGCCUUUUAUGCCCACGGGUACGAGCUUAGUUUUGGCCCUACGAAGACCGCUGCGAUUAUUGUUCCGCGUGGCCCUGGCGCUCGCAAAACGCGACGCGCUCUCUUCAGCUCCAAGCCCGUGCUACCGGUUUUGCGUGAGGAACAGGGAGCUGCCGAGCUCCCACUCGUUACCUCCUACCGCCACUUAGGGGUCAAGAUCACGUCAGCUGUUUCUCUCAUUGCGGAGCUACGGCACAGGGCCUCGCAAGCUUGGGCUGCCUACCAGCAGGGAUGCACCAGAGCCAGAGUCUUCCGCUCAGGGCGGAUCGCGCUCAAGCGGCGCGGGCUCCUUCUCUCCACGCAUGUCAUGACCCGUUUGCUUUUUGCUUCCGGCGCUUGGCCUGCUCUUAGCAAAGGAGAGCACGCUUUCUUUUUCAGGACGGUCAUUGCCCUUUACCGCCACACGCUUGCCAUUCCGCACGGGGGUGACCAACACCUCUCACAUGCCACAAUCUGUGCGCUGAUUGGCCAACCGCCUCCUGAAGUGUUGCUCCUGACGGAGCGUGCGCGCUACAUACUGCAGCUUGUCAAUGCGGCACCUGCGCCGCUAUGGGCCCUCAUACGGCGCGACCCGCCGUAUGUUGCGCAUGUCCGCGAAGCCCUACUCUGGGUCUACCGUUGGGUGUGCGCCACAUCCCCCCUCGGUGACCCCGAGUCGACCUGGCCUGAGUGGGAACUUAUGCUUAAGCAGCGCCCGCACGUCUUCAAGGCUCUCAUUAAGCGUGCCUGCCAUGCCGUAUUGCCUUUCCAAGUCGUACCGCUUGGGCCUGCCAUGCGGCCUGUGGGCGUCUCUACGCCAAUAUUGGGCGGCUUAAAAGGCACAUCGGGGCAUCGGCCAAGUGCAGGCGAUUGGGACCACUUCUCACUCGAGCUCGAUCCGGCCUUUGCCCACCCGGGUUUGCUAGCCGACCUGCGAGCUUUAGAUUCGCCCACGCAAGAGCUGGUCUGGGGUCAAGUUGUUGAAUACAUUGAGCCCCUUGAUGUCCUGCGCAAUACCCUCGACGAGUGGCAAAAAUCCCCAGGUCCCUUCCAGGACACCGACUUUGUUGCCACUCUCGCAGCGGAUGUCCGUUUGCUUCUCGACCCCGAACUCUUGUGUGAUGACUUCCGGGCUCCGAAGCAUCCCCCCAUGCCAGCUGUGGCAUGCCCGCCUUUGCCUACGGCCGGACCUGGCAAAAUCGGUUUCGUCCUUACCGGGCAUGUCUGCACAGUCACGAUCAGUGACCCACCGCUUAGGGACUUUGUUUACCCUUUCAGGGCUAGUGUGCCGUUGGCAGCCGCCAGACGGCAAGCAGACUGGCUGGAAGCCGCGUGUGACUCUGUUGGCGCUGCCCUGCAGCAAUCCACGUCACAUCCUGUCGCCUUCCGCCUCUCAUCCCUUGCCUCAGAGUGCCUUGCCCCGGUCCCUGAGUGGCUUCUGUCUUGCGGUUUCAGGGUCGAGUCAGGGUACAUUCGCUCUCCUUUGGAUUGA